AUGUUUAGUCAAUGUAUUUCGAUUUGUAGCUUUUGUUUCUCAGAAUCCAACCUCGAAUCAGUUGAUAUGCAAUAUUGUACCAACUUGCUAGCAUUAAACAACUCUCUUUUUCGAAAAUGUCCCAAAUUAAAAACAGUAAAUUUCCCUCCAAAAAUCACUUACAUUGGAUCUGGCUGCUUCAAUUACGACUCUGCAUUAUCAAGAAUUGUCCUGCCUGACUCUGUUGAAAUAAUUGAAGACAAUACAGCACAAGAUAGCGGUGUUUUUAAAGGAACAAUUGAUGUAAUUGAAAUUUCCAGGAACUCGAAUUUGACGAAAAUUGGAGCUGAAUCUUUUGCUGAAUCAAGAAUUAAGACCAUUUUCAUUCCGAAGCAUGUUAAGCAUAUGAUGGGACAGACAUUUUUUGGUUGCAAAUUUGAAUCAAUUCAAAUUGAUCCUGAUAAUCCAUAUUUUAAAACAGAUUCUAUAUCAAUAUUCACCGGAGAAAACAAUAAUUCUUUGGUGUAUGUAAGUUCGGCUUUUAAUCAAGAUUAUGUUGUUCCAUCGUUCGUAUUGAAUUUGAAAAUUGCUUGUUUUAGGAAAUGUAGUGUUAGAAGUAUAAGUUUUCAUGAGAAUAUUUUAGCAAUUGAUGCAUUAGCUUUUGCAUAUACACCUAUCACAGAAAUAACAAUUCCAAAUAAUAUUAAAGUAUUAGGAACUAGUCUGUUUCAAGGAUGUACUAAACUUAGAACAAUAAAUCUUCCAAAUGACUAUACUAAGAUUGGUAUCGCUUGUUUCGUUGACUGUAAGAGUCUUCAAAGUUUAUACAUUUCGGAUCAGUUGGAUUAUAUUGGUGAAGGUGCAUUUACAGGAUGCAACUCAACAAUGAUUUUCUACUCAUCUGGAAAUAGCAAGCUUGAAAUUUCUGGAAAUAUUUUAUUAUCUGAUGAAAGGAAAAAUAUGCUACAAUACAUUGGAGAUGAUGAAAACGCUGUUGUUAAUGCACCACCAGAAUUGACUUCGAUCGGAGGUUCUUGUUUUGUAAAUAAAAAGCUCAAAACAAUUACUUUCAAUGGAGAUCAAUUAACUAAAAUUGGUAAGAGAGCAUUUGAUUCAUCAACAAUAACAUCGAGUUCAUUACCUAGUAGUUUAACGACAUUAGGACAAGAAUGUUUCAGAAGUUGUUCGAAAUUAACAACUGUUGUUUUCAAUGGAAAUUUGAUAACAGAAAUUCCUGAUUAUUGCUUUAAUCAGUGCAACAAACUAAGCAAUAUUCAGUUGCCAUCAUCGAUAAGAAGCAUUGGAACUUUCGCAUUCUAUUCAUGUUCUGCAAUCGGUGAUAUAUCUUUAAACAAUUUAAUAAAUGUUAGUGAACAAGCUUUUUCUAAUAGUGGUUUAACAGUCUUCAACAUUCAAAAUACUAUGAACAGAAUUGAUUUUUCAUGCUUUAGUAAUUGUUUAUCUUUGGAAGAAGUAACAAUUAGUUGCCCAAUAAUUCCAUUGGAGUGUUUUAUCGGUUGCCAAAAUUUAAGAAGAUUGAAUCUCAAUGAAGGAAUAAAAACAAUAAAAUCAAAAGCCUUUUAUCAGUGUUCUAGUAUCGAAUCUUUCACCAUUCCAGCAAGUCUUACGGAUAUAGAAUCAUUCGCUUUCAGAGGAUGUACGAAUUUGAAUAGAGUUUCAUUAAGUUUGGGAAGUAAUUUGAUCACUAUUUUAGGAGGUUGUUUUGUUGAAUGCGUUAAUUUGUUUUCAAUUACAGUUUCAAAAGAUGAUACAAAAUUUAAAUUUAGUAAUGGCGCUUUAACUGACUACGCAGAGACUAAGAUUUACACAUUCAUUCCUUGUUCUUCUAUUCAGACUUUUGUUGUGCCUCCUAAUACAGUUAGUAUUCAAAGCUAUGCUUUUAUGUCAUGCAAAAACCUAAUUAGGAUAAUAUUUAGUGGGAGCAGUAUCAAGACCAUUGGUUAUCAAUCAUUUACUGAUUGUUCUUCUUUAUCAUUUCUUUUCCUUGGUACAUCAGUUCAGUUAUCUGAAAUACAGGAUAUGGCAUUUGAUGGUUGUCCUUUGUUAAGAAGAUGCGGAGCUAUUUCAUGUCCAACUUCUGCUGCGCAGAUUUUCAAAUCGAAGUUUGAUAUUCCAAAUCAUUCUUUUUCAACUAAUUGUCCAAAUGGAUACAUCACAUGCAAAUCAAAACCUAAUGCUUUCAGUUUCUCUAUAUCUUUAACCAUGCCGAUGAUUCUAAUGUAA
Trichomonas vaginalis G3 is the source of this 2223-nucleotide messenger RNA. RefSeq names its product structural constituent of cell wall. NCBI's taxonomy places the organism in Eukaryota, Parabasalia, Trichomonadida, Trichomonadidae. The transcript has a single exon. Bases 1 to 2223 code for a protein of 740 amino acids. The record is from RefSeq and is a predicted model, not a curated record.